This is a messenger RNA of Rasamsonia emersonii CBS 393.64, 669 nucleotides long. RefSeq lists its product as uncharacterized. The record is from RefSeq and is a predicted model, not a curated record. Bases 1 to 669 code for a protein of 222 amino acids. The transcript has 2 exons. NCBI's taxonomy places the organism in Eukaryota, Fungi, Ascomycota, Eurotiomycetes, Eurotiales, Trichocomaceae.
AUGACUUGGCUAGCGCAGAAGAGGAUCAGAUGCCAUCGCCUGGAGCGCCCAGUUGCGCGCAAGCUGGCGUUAAACAGCGUCGAAGCAGAUGGUUGCACAACAUUGCAGCUCCAUCGUCUAUCGUCCAUCGUGAGAAUCGCAAGAGGUGUAGAAGUGGCCCGGGCAAUCCACCCGACGCUGGCACGCUGCGCCCCAGAUGCCUGCCUUAGAUUUCCCCGAUGCCCCAGGCCAAGCAAUGACUGCCUGCUCCUGUCUGUUGUAUUCGAACCAUGCGGCGCAAGGGUGGAUGCAGAGAAUGCAUCUGCAUUGACUGCAUCAUGUAGACAUCUCUGUCAUGCAGCCGGUUCACCGGUUAACCUUCUGGAAUAUUGUACAGUUCCGACUUUACCACCCGACAGUUUGCUGCAGCCUGCAGCCAAGAUCCCCAGAUUCACCCGGGCACAGGCCAGAUUAGACAAUACAAUAUCGAUUGUUGCCUACAUUUAUCUUAAUGCAGGUGUUAUUGACAGCCUAUCAUCACUGAUCCUGCUCCUCCAAGUUUUAAGCGAGGGUGGACAUUCUUUCCAUCCCUACACUCCUUGGAGUUUGUUAAUCAAAGGAGUUGAUUACAUUGCCAUCAUGAGCCACUGCGGCCUCAGACAGACUAAGCCAAUCUCUCGUGGCAUUUAG